Entrophospora sp. SA101 is the source of this 237-nucleotide messenger RNA. NCBI's taxonomy places the organism in Eukaryota, Fungi, Glomeromycota, Glomeromycetes, Entrophosporales, Entrophosporaceae. The record is from the annotation of a GenBank genome assembly.
AUGCCAGAAAAUUUGAUAUCAAGUUGGGUUGAAAUGACAGAAGAAGAAGAAUUUGAUAUAUUGGAAGAUAAUAGUAGUAAUUCAAAUAAUUUUAUUGAUUUUCAUGAAAUUUCAAAUAAUUCUCCGUUGAGUGAUCCAAAUAUUUUACAAAGAACAUAUCCAGCAGAUGAUCAAAAUGCUAAAUGGAAAAUGGAAAAUUUAUUUGUAGAAGAUUUGGAACCUCCUUUUUUAUUAUGA